AUGGUGAAAAGAAAGCUUGGAGCCUUGGAAAAGGUCGAGGCUGACCUGCCUAAUUUGCAGCACAAGAUUAAGAGAGAUCCCAAAUCUUACAUUGAAGAUUUCCGCGCCCAGCACUACCAAUAUGAAUCUCAUCGCGAGAUUUUCAUGGCGGCGCCCUCAUCCGCUACAGAUACCGGUAUAAUCUCUCUUCGGGAUCUUAUUGACUUCAUUUCCCAUGUGGCCGACUGUUACCCUGGAAUCUGCAAGGACUUCCCGCAACAACUCAUUGACAUGCUUAUGCAACACCACCUGGUUUUGGAGACAGAGCUGCGGGAGAAGCUCGUCGGAAGUCUGGUGCUGUUGAAGAAGAAAGAUCUUGUGGACUCGGCAACCCUGUUGCACACUCUCUUCCCCAUCCUUGUCGCUACACCUAGCAAGACCCUGCGGGCUCUGCUGUUCCAAAAGAUUCUUUCUGAGCUCAGAACUGCAAAUGCAAAGACCACGAAUCACAAGCUGAACCGCACUAUGCAGACUGUCCUGUUCAACUUGGUCACAUCGGAUCGCACAUCGGCUAAAGGCCUGUGGGCAAUCAAGAUCACUAGAGAGCUAUGGAAGCGUCAAAUUUGGACUGAGGCUAAAGCUGUCGAGGUCAUGAAGGAGGCAGCCUUGUCACAGAAUGAAAAGGUCAUCAUUGGCGGAGUUCGUUUCUUCCUUGGUGGCGAUAAAGAGCGCGAGGAAUUGGAGGACGAAGACAGUGAUGAAGAAGUCAACGUUGGCCAGGUGAAGCACCAACUUACUAUCAACAAGAAGACUAGAAAGAAGGCUCGCGUUGCUGAAAAGGCCAUCAAGGCAGUCAGAAACAAGGAGCGCAAGAAGGGCAACCCCAUUUCUCUCAACUUCUCGGCGCUUCAUUUGCUGCACGACCCUCAAGGAUUCGCGGAUAACAUGUUCUUCAAGCAUCUCCAAAACAGCAAGUCUCACUUGAAGUUGGAGCAAAAGCUCCUAGUGCUGCAGCUGGUGUCCCGUCUGGUUGGCUUGCACAAGUUGCACAUCAUGCCACUCUACUCUUACUUCCAAAAGUUCCUUACACCCCGCCAACCAUCUGUGACCUCGUUCCUUGCGUCCCUGGCCCAAGCUUCUCACGACUUGGUGCCGCCUGAUGUUCUCGAGCCUCUGGUUCAGAAGAUUGCAAAUGAGUUCGUGUCCGAAGCAUCAGCAGGUGAAGUUGCUACGGCCGGUCUCAAUGCCAUUCGUGAAAUCUGUGUCCGUCAACCUUUGGCUAUUGACGAGACCCUGUUGCAGGAUCUUGUCAUGUACAAAAAGAGUAAGGAUAAGGGUGUCAUGAUGGCCUCCAAGGGUCUUCUCAGUCUAUACCGUGAUGUUGGUGCACAGAUGCUCAAGAAGCGUGAUCGCGGCAAGGAAGCUUCAAUGAGCUUGCGCGCUGGUGAGAGGCAAGAGAGGCGUUAUGGUGAGCAGGCCGUCGGUGAAAUUGAGGGCUUGGAACUCUUGGCCAAGUGGAAGGACGAGGAACGUCGCAAGAAAAACAUCGAGAAGGGUCUGCCAUCAGAUGCUGAAGAUGAUGAAGAGGAGGACGAGGAAGCCGCUUGGGCAGCCUGGAACGUCGAAGACGACGAGGACAGUGAUGUCGACGGUGAAUGGAUCAAUGUGGAGGACGAUGUUGACAUUGUACUGAGCGAUUCCGAGGAUGAGGGCAAGCCCGGACCCUCAAAGAAGGCUAAGCAGGAAGAGGAAGCCAAGAAGGACGGUGAAAAAGAGGAAGAAGACGAAAAAGCCAUCGAUUUCAUGAAAUUGGCUACCACCCGCAUUCUCACGCCUGCCGAUCUCGCCAAACUGGCUGAGCUUCGCGCCCAGGCAGCAGCCGAGGCAGUUCUUCCAGGCAACAAGGGUCGUGUUGCUGCCCCAUGGACCUCCCGCCAUACCGACGACCCAUUGACCGCUGAGGAGAUUGAAGGUCUUGCUGCUCUGUCUGCUGCCAAGGCCACUCGUGAGGAGCGCAUUGCCCACGCUCGGGAAGGCAAGACUGAUCGCUCUGAGCACAUGAGCAAGGAGGCUCGUCGCAAGGAACGCAAGGAGGAGCAAGGAAAGAGUUCCACCAACAAGGAGAAGGCUCGCCGUAAGAACUUCCUCAUGACCCUGGGCAAGGCGCGCAGCAAGAACAAGAGGAGUUUGGUGGAGACCCGUGCUGUUCUUAAAGCGCAUCACGAUCGCAGUAAGAGAGGCGGAAGGAGAGGAAAUGUGGGUAACUGA
This is a messenger RNA of Penicillium paradoxum, 2247 nucleotides long. Its product is annotated as SDA1 family protein. Lineage: Eukaryota; Fungi; Ascomycota; Eurotiomycetes; Eurotiales; Aspergillaceae. The transcript is spliced from 4 exons. Bases 1 to 2247 code for a protein of 748 amino acids. Gene Ontology annotation, cellular component: nucleolus. Gene Ontology annotation, biological process: ribosomal large subunit biogenesis; ribosomal large subunit export from nucleus. The record is from RefSeq and is a predicted model, not a curated record.